This is a messenger RNA of Maylandia zebra (zebra mbuna), 1602 nucleotides long. NCBI's taxonomy places the organism in Eukaryota, Metazoa, Chordata, Actinopteri, Cichliformes, Cichlidae. The record is from RefSeq and is a predicted model, not a curated record.
UUUAACAGACUUUUUCUAAGAUAGCUGGGGUUGUUGACUACAUUUCAAAACUCUGUGUCAGGUGUGGAGGGAUCAAAGAAAAAUAUAAUGUAUUUAAAUUGUGAUUGAAAAUGCUUCAAAUGAGAGAAAUUAGAGGAACUAUGUGAAAAAAACUAGCACAUAAUGGUGUAAAAAUGUGUUUUCCUUUUGAAUUUUUUGGAAGUGUGUAGGAUGUUUUAAAAUAUUACCAUCUCACAUGUACUUGAACUUUCCUUGAACGUUACAUGGCUGCUGUGUCUGGCUCAAUAAUUUCUACUAUUAAUACUUUGCAGACUAUUCAUUAAAGUUAACUGUGCAAAUGUGAUACCAGUUUGAAACCAUUCACUAGAAGGAUAUUAACUUGAUAAAAUUCACAUUAUUUACAUUAUCAAUAUGUGAUGGGUUUCUUCUACAAACAAAAUAUUGACAAGUUCUUUUUUUUUUUAACUCUGGUUCCAGAAACAAUCCAUACAGCUCACCAUCAACAGUUUUUAUCUUAAACAUGUUUUAUGGAAGAAAUGGUCCUCCUGGUCUGCUGAUUACCCUGAGUAACUAGUAACCAUGUCGUACUGAUGUAACAGGCAACACCUGAAAGUUGAAAUCUGAGAAAAAUCCACAUUUGCUGCUCCUGUCUAUGCCACCAUGAGAAAUCUGAGUAAGGCUGAGCCUCUGGUUGAGGCAGCAGGUCGGACCCUGGGCCGGACCUUGGAGAUCAAGCAGCUGGACGUAUGUGACGAGGCUUCCAUCAAAGCCUGCGUGGACAGUCUGCCUGAGCGCAGGGUAGACAUUCUCAUAAGUAAUGCUGGGAUGGGUCUGAUUGGACCCAUUGAGUGUCAGUCUAUUGAAGAGAUGAAAAGUGUCAUGGACACCAACUUCUUUGGACUUGUGCGAUUAAUGAAGGAAAUCCUGCCCGACAUGAAGAGAAGGAAAAAAGGUCAUAUUGUGGUCAUUAGCAGCGUCAUGGGGAUUCAGGGGAUUUUAUUCAACGAUAUCUACGCAGCAUCUAAGUUUGCACUGGAAGGCUUUUGUGAAAGCCUAGCGAUACAAGCCCUGAGGUUUGGUCUAAACAUCAGCCUGAUAGAGCCAGGUCCAGUGAUAACCGAGUUUGAGCGUAAGGUUUAUGACGAGGGCCUAAAGAUUGAUCUCAGCAAAGCAGACAAAGUGACUGCUGACAUGUUCACAAAUGUCUACUUAAAGAACUACAAACAGAUCUUUGAAACCCUCGGACAGACUCCUGAGGACGUGGCAGAGCACACCCUCAAGAUCCUCAUCAUGGACAAUCCCCCUUUCCGGCACCAGACAAACACUCUCUAUACCCCUAUGACCACACUCAAGUACGCUGACCCAAAUGGUGACCUCCCGAUUGAAACGUUUUACAAAAUGGUGUUUGAACACGACAAGGUCUUCACGGCCAGCCUGAACUUCAUCAAGCUUUUGCAGUGGAGAAGCCGAAAGAGUUUUAAGUUAGAGAAGAGCAACUGAAUCAUGUCAUAUCUUUGUUAUUUUUGUGACAUGGGCAUAUUUGGCUGUUAUUGUCUAGCAGUGUUACCUCCCUGAAAUAAAUAAAGCUAUGAAAUGCCAUGA